UCCGGGUCCUCGAACAGCUGCAGGAGAUUAUUUAUCGAUUGGAGUGAAAGCUAGCCGCCAAUUUGAGAAUCGUAAAAUGUAGUCCUGGUAUUAAUAGAUACUACGAGUAAGGGGAUACGUUUUUUUUAGGUUGGGUCUGAUUUUAAGGUAAAGAUGAACACAGUUAUUUGAAUUUAAUAGAACGAUGUUCCAAGUUUUUAACGACUCAAGUGUGUUAAUACUAUUAGUAUUACUAGUAGUACUAGGCUAUUCUCACGCCCACUGACUGUGUUUUGAUGAUGAAGAAGACUACGAGUUAAGCUUAAAGCACGAGUUAACGUGAGUUUUUGUAAUUUGUAAACAAAUGGAAAGAAAACCAACCUUCAAAACAUCCCACGCAAACCAGAAAACAAAGAUUUGUCAUCAUGGGCUAUAACUGUUGACCAAAUUCUACUAAAACAGGUGUUAAAUAGGAGAGAAGAUGAUGACAACAUCUACCUUGGUAGAAACUGUCUCAAUCAACUAUGAAGAUUUCAAUGAAAGCUUUUUAACAUGUUCCACUUGCUUAUGCACAUAUGACAGUCAGGAACAUGCUCCAAAGUUGCUGUCAUGUUCUCAUUCUGCCUGUAAAAGCUGCCUCGAGAGGAUAGUUGCAGCUACAGGUGUGAGAGAUGCUGGCUCAUUUCGCUGCCCCAUCUGUCGUGAAACUAUCCCACUUCCUCGCACAGGAAUCAGUGGACUUCCACCAAGUUUUCUCAUCAAUCAACUUGUAGAUCUCAUGUCAAGACAAAGAAGAGAAGUGGUCCCAAGGUGUUCAACUCAUACUAGCCAGGAACUGUUGUUUUGUGAAAGCUGUGAUUGUGUAUUUUGUUCAACUUGUACUGGAGGAAGUCAUGAGAAUGGAAAUGGCAGCUAUGGCCACACAGUGAUACCCUUCUCAACAGCAAUCAAAAGGAUGUCAGAAAUUUUGUUGUAUAAAGCAAAUCUCUGUAUAGAGAAGCUGAAUGCAGCAGCUGAGAAUGUGAACGGUGAAGUGGGUAAACUAGAUCAGAAUGUAGAUCAUUCUUUUGAGCUAAUUAACAGAACCUUUCAAGAAAUCAUUAAUACUGUGGAAAAGAGGAGACAGGAGGUGCUGAGAAUGGUGAAGAAGAUAAGAGAUGAGAAGAAGCAAGUGCUAUUGGAUCAGCUUUCUAUGAUUCAGGCAGAGAAGUCCAAGGUGGAGCAAGAAUGUCAUGGACUUCAGCAUCAGGUAGAAGUGAGGGAUAUCACCAAGAAAAUUAGUGAAUUGAAUGAAAAAAUUGAUUCUGUAAAAAAUUUCAUGGACCCACGAGAAAAUGCUUUUAUUAAGUAUGAGCAUUUGCACAAUUCUGCUUUCUCUGAAAUUGAAGCGGCCUUGAAUGUUUUUGGAAGGAUAAAAACAAGCAAGACGUUUCCAGCUCUUUGUUCAGCAGAUGUGAAAAAUACUUCUGCUCAUCUUCUGUCUUGUUCUUUGCUUCAAACUGUUGAUUACCAUGGGAGUUUACAGUCAGCUGGUGGUGAUCCUGUUGUCAUACAGCUCUUUCAUGAGAGUAAUGAGGAAGUAUAUACUCAGCUUUUCGACCAAGAUGAUGGAACGUACAGUAUCAAAUACACUCCUGAGCAACCUGGUGUUUAUAGACUCCACAUUAGCAUCUUUGGACGAUCCAUCAAGAACAGUCCAUACCAAUUCAUUGCUUCUGAACACAUAAAUCCUAUUGUGUGUUUUGGGUCAACAGGAACAGAAGAUGAACACUUCUUACAGCCUGCAGCAGUUGCUAUUAACAAGACUGGUCAUGUGUUUGUUCUUGACACAGGUAACAGCAGAAUUAAAGUUCUUGGACAGUCACUAGAAAUUCUGCAGCACUUCCUUGGAGAUGGGCUGGAGGAGCGAGGAGGAACGGGCAUAGCUGUGACACCCAGUGACUCGCUUCUAGUCAUCAACUGGAGGACCAGGUAUGUCACAGAGCUAAACUUUGAUGGUAUGUUGGUUAGUCGGUUUACUCAUCUAGAUUUUGUAGAACCUCUUAGCUUGGCAGUGAACAGUAAAGGUGAAAUAUUGGUUGUGGACAACAGUCUUAAAUGUGUGUUUGUCCUAGAUCCUUGUGGGAAACUCUUGCGACGAAUUGAGCUUAAACGGGGAGGGGGUCGAAAUUCAAAAUAUGUUAGUCUCAUUGCAGCUGGUCCUCAAGACGAAAUCAUGGUUGCCGACUCGCAUAUCCAAGUCUUCAGUCCUCGUGGAGAAUUUCUUCGAGAGAUUUAUCCAGAGGGCAAAUCUCGGGGUCAUUUUGGAGGUAUCACAUAUGACAAUAAAGGCCAUGUACUUGCCACUCACUCUGACAAAAAUAAACACUAUAUUCAGGUAUUCAACUUUAUUUCAGGCCAACUGCUUUACUGUAUUGACAGUGCUGAUGCCAAACUGAAGAGACCAGCGGGGUUAGCAGUUGAUGACAAUUUCCAUGUAGUUGUGGUAGAUCUUGGUAAUGAUUGUGUUAAAAAAUAUAGGUACAAAUAAUGAAGGACUCGUACUUCACCCCCAGGAAACAAAGGCUACUAUAGUACUUGAUUAGUAUUAUAUUUUAAGUGUGUCAGAGAUGAAAAUUAUUAAAACAAGAAUCAUUUUAAUGUUUUAUUAGUGCUUUUAAAAUAUACUUUGUUUUUCUCUAAGCCAUCUAGAUCAUUAUUUAUUUAAAUAUUUGAGAAUGCAACUUUGUCAUCCAGAAGGAAGAAUCACAUAGGUGUUUAUUGUUGGAAGAGUAUCCUGAGCUAAAUCAUUUGACUUUUAUUUCUGUGCAGGAAAUAAGAAAACUAAAUUAAUAUAAUUAAUGGUGUUUAUUUCUUUCCAAAUCUAGGUGCUUUAGUGUGUCUUUAUAUUUGUAUAGAAAAGUGGAAAUCCAAAAACCCCAUUGUAGUUUUUUUUAUGAGAAUAACUUUGGAUAUUUAGUAUGAGUUUUACACACUUUCCCAUCAGCACGCAUGAUAAAAGGGGGGGGGGAGGUGGUGGCCAAAUAUAUUUUGAUUAAUAGUAUCAAAAUAUGUAUUUAUAAAUUUACUUUAUUGAGAGUGCAAAAAUUAAAAAUGAUUUAGAACAUAAAGAAAAGUAGCACUCACAUUUCCAUGAGGGGAGUAUAUAUAUCAGGUUGACAGUUAUUUUGGUAAUUGUUACAACAGCUGUUCAUGAUCAUGAUGAACUAUUUCUGUGUAGUGAGACUGAAUCAUUAAUCACAUGUAGUUGCUUGAAAUAUAGGCAUUUAGGUGAUCUGGCAUGGUCUGGUGGUUAGGGCACUUGACUAUGGGUCGUGGGCUCAAAUCCCACCACCAAAUGUGCUUGCCGUUUCAGCUGUGGGGGCAUUAUAAUGCAAUGGUCAAUCUUACUAUUUGCUGGUAAAGAGUAGCCCAGGA
Messenger RNA from Limulus polyphemus (Atlantic horseshoe crab), 3396 nucleotides. RefSeq names its product tripartite motif-containing protein 2-like. The record is from RefSeq and is a predicted model, not a curated record. Gene Ontology annotation, molecular function: ubiquitin protein ligase activity; zinc ion binding; protein binding. Gene Ontology annotation, biological process: negative regulation of translation; proteasome-mediated ubiquitin-dependent protein catabolic process; protein polyubiquitination. Bases 461 to 2509 code for a protein of 682 amino acids. Lineage: Eukaryota; Metazoa; Arthropoda; Merostomata; Xiphosura; Limulidae. The transcript has 3 exons.